AUGUCGUCGCCAAGAAACGCCGCCACGACUACACAUGAGCAAGAGGCCGAGUCGUCAGCUGCAGUUGUCGGCCAUGUUGAAGAAACCGCAAGGGAUGAACACGUCGAUGACUCCGAUGUCGAGGCUGGGGAGGUGACCGGGGAAGAUGAGUCUGACGCAGAAAAGAAGGCCGACGGAGCCGAUAAGUCGCCAGAAGAAUCACCAUCCCCUGAUGCUGAUGCUACUGCUAAUGGAGAGGCGCCGCCGCUGCCCAAUGAAGCCGUUCCCGGCGGUCCACCCUUGCCAGAUGAGCCGGUGCCGCAGCAGUCAGAGGAUGACGGAUGGGAUUGCCAGUGGGAUGCGAAUAACCAGGCUUGGUUCUUCUACAAUCGUUUCACAGGCAAGUCCCAAUGGGAAAAUCCUCGAGUCCCUGAUGCUACUGGCGCUGCUCCCGGCGGCACAACCUCGCAAGGGGGAGAGCCCCAGCCGCCUUCUCACGAGAAGCCCGUUGCUGGAGGCUACAACCCUGCCAUUCAUGGUGAUUAUGAUCCAAAUGCAUGGUACGCCAAGAAUGAUGAAGAGGAUGAGAAUGCGUCUGCUGCCUUGGCCAGCGAUCCUGCUGCCAUAUAUGCCGCUACAGUUUCUUUUAACCGCUUCACCGGCAACUUUCAGUCUGGCGAGGCAGGCCCCGAGCGGCAUUCCGACGAAGCAAAGUCUAGACGUCAGAUGAACGCAUACUUUGACGUCGAUGCCGCGGCAAAUGCUCAUGGUGGUCGCAGCUUAAAAGCCGAGCGGUCAAACAAGAAGCCAACCAAGAACGAGCUCAAGGCCUUUAAGGAGAAACGUCGAGCGAGGAAGGAAGAGAAGCGCCGAGCUUGGCUACGCGACUGA
Messenger RNA from Trichoderma virens Gv29-8, 870 nucleotides. RefSeq lists its product as uncharacterized. The transcript has a single exon. Lineage: Eukaryota; Fungi; Ascomycota; Sordariomycetes; Hypocreales; Hypocreaceae. The record is from RefSeq and is a predicted model, not a curated record. Gene Ontology annotation, molecular function: protein binding. Bases 1 to 870 code for a protein of 289 amino acids.